Molecule: messenger RNA, 2761 nt
Organism: Archocentrus centrarchus (flier cichlid)
Lineage: Eukaryota; Metazoa; Chordata; Actinopteri; Cichliformes; Cichlidae
Gene: wls
Product: Wnt ligand secretion mediator
Exons: 13
Coding region: 159-1922 (587 amino acids)
Biological process (GO): Wnt signaling pathway; intracellular protein transport; Wnt protein secretion
Cellular component (GO): endomembrane system; organelle membrane
Molecular function (GO): Wnt-protein binding
Source: RefSeq, a predicted model, not a curated record
GCGGUGGAGGGGGCCCAGCUUGCCUUCCUACUUGCAGUGGGUGCAUCGCGUUCUUCCUCACCCUACCUCCCCCCCUUUUUUUUUUUCCUCUCCACAUCAACAUUACUGUUUCUCGCUCGGUGUGAUAUCUUCACUCCCAUUUCCACGUUUCCUUCGCCAUGGCGGGGGCUAUUAUUGAAAAUAUGAGCACCAAAAAGUUGGUGAUAGUGGGAGUUACUCUGCUUUUGUUCCAGGCGUUUGCCUUCAUGGUCGGCGGUUUAAUUGCUCCCAGCCCCACCUCACCGGUGCACUACUUGGCUACAAAGUGUGUGGAUACAGUGAAAAAACAACAGCAAAAAACAGAAUGGUUAUUGCCUUGGGGUCCCAACCAGUGUGAUAAGAUCCAGACCUUUGAUGAAGCCGUGGUCAAGAUGAUCGAGGCUAACAACAUCGUGUUUGCUGUCCACAUUCCUCCUCCCAACAAGGAGAUGAGCCCGUGGUUCCAGUUUAUGCUGGUCAUUCUGCAGUUUGACAUCGCCUUCAGUAGGCGCAACCCGAUAGAGGAUGGAGCAGUGGUCCACAUUGAUGUUGGCCUGGCCUACAGAGAUGACACAGUCAGUGAAUGGACAGAGAUGGCUCAUUCCUUCGAGCAGAGGAAACUCAACUGCAACUUCACCACUACCAAGACCUCUGAGAAUGAGGGCCGUUACUAUGAAUGCGACUCGCUGCCUUUCAUGGAAGUGGGGAGCGUGGCCCACAAGUACUAUCUCCUCAACAUCCGCCUGCCUGUCAAUGAGAGGAAGAAGAUCAAUGUGGGAAUCGGCGAGAUCAAAGACAUUCGUCUUAUUGGCAUUCAUCAGAAUGGCGGCUUCACCAAAGUUUGGUUUGCCAUGAAGACCUUCCUCACACCCAGCAUCCUCAUCAUCAUGAUUUGGUACUGGAGACGCAUCACCCUCAUGAGCAGACCUCCUGUCCUCCUAGAGAAGGUAAUCUUGGCUCUAGGCAUCUCCAUGACAUUCAUCAACAUCCCAGUGGAGUGGUUUUCUGUCGGCUUCAACUGGACAUGGAUGCUGCUUUUUGGAGACAUCAGGCAGGGCAUCUUCUACUCCAUGCUGCUCUCCUUCUGGAUCAUCUUCUGUGGGGAACACCUCAUGGAAACACAGUUCUUUGAAACAUUGGUUCUGGGCAGAGGAGAACUGAAGAUGUGUGAGCUCUGUGUACCAGCCAUCAAAAUCUUCUCUGCACUUGAACGUCAUCUCACAAAAAAAUUGCAGGACCAGACUGAGAGGAACCGUUUCUCAGUUUACUGGAAGCAGGUCGGACCCGUUGUGUUUGGCUCCUUCUGCCUCUUUAUCUUUGACAUGUGUGAGAGAGGUGUCCAGCUAACAAAUCCCUUCUUCAGCAUCUGGGGUUCGGACGUAGGAACUGAGCUGGCUAUGGCUUUCAUAAUUGUAGCAGGGAUCUGUGCGUGUCUCUACUUCCUCUUUCUCUGCUUCAUGGUUUUUCAAGUCUUCCGUAACAUUAGCGGGAAGAGGAUGUCCCUGCCUGCCAUGUCAAAGGCCAGACGGCUGCACUAUGAGGGUCUGAUUUUCAGGUUCAAAUUCCUCAUGCUGGUCACCCUGGCCUGUGCUGCACUGACUGUGAUCUUCUUCAUCAUAAGUCAGGUGAACGAAGGUCACUGGCACUGGGGAGAGCACACGGUGCAGGUGAACAGCGCCUUCUUCACUGGCAUCUACGGCAUGUGGAAUCUGUAUGUCUUUGCCAUCAUGUUUCUCUAUGCACCAUCUCACAAACGCUAUGGAGAUGAGCAGUCAAGCGGUCAGUGCCUCACUGGUGUUGCCGGAGCAAACAGUGGAGAAGACAUCCAGCUCACCACAACUAUCACACACGUUGAUGGGCCCACUGAAAUCUACAAGAUGACUGGCAAAGAGGCCCAGGAAUAGAUUUUAACACUGUUAAGCAAACUGCCAUCUACUCUCCACUGGUCCACUGACGUAUAUGUAAUCAAACAGGCUUCCUCUUUGUGUCCGUUGGUUCUAAAAUGGGAUUGGCAAUCCACCUUGCAUGCAACUACGCAGAUUGCUCUCUGGCACCAAACCACAAGCUUGUUUAAAGGCCAGUCUGUUCCCAAAGUCUCCUUUUUUUUUUUUUUUUUUUUUUUUUUUGUAUUUGUAAAAGCUGAAUAUCAACACUCCUAUCAGUUCUGUUCAUUUCAUGGUGGAAUUUCAUCUCACAUUUCAUACUCAAUGUAAAUUUUGUUGUGUUUGUUAAUGUUGCACAAUAUCUUUUACGCAGUCAGGUACUGAAAAAGCUGCUUUACAGGGAGAAACCAUUUCUUUGUGUUGUAAGCAGCUGUCGCACUCCCGUGCCAUUGGUUUAAAGACGAUGACGACAGACCGCAAGAUGUUUUAGACACUUGGUUUGAUAUUUCUGCUUUAUUAGGGGGUGUUUUCUCAUUCAAGGUGUUCAGAACCUGUCACAAAUGUACGUCUCAUAGGAAGUAGAUCAUAUGCAGUACUGCUGUCACUCCAUAGUUGUUCAAGUCUUGUUUUUUUUUUCUUUCUUUUUUUAUAUAUAUAUAUAAUCAUAAUCACUGGGGAAAUGUACAGACCACAUAGCCACCUUGGGAAAAGCAUACUGUAUGUUCAUCAUGUUACGAUGUAGAUAUGUUUUUUAUAAAGUGCUUAUUUUCAGCUUCACAAAAACAUGCAUCAAGCUUCACUCAGUAUUUUUGAAGUUGACUGUAGCCUAUUACACAUGGUUUUUAGUUUAGUCUCUUUUA